Molecule: messenger RNA, 1070 nt
Organism: Rhodamnia argentea
Lineage: Eukaryota; Viridiplantae; Streptophyta; Magnoliopsida; Myrtales; Myrtaceae
Product: OVARIAN TUMOR DOMAIN-containing deubiquitinating enzyme 2
Exons: 9
Coding region: 240-866 (208 amino acids)
Biological process (GO): endoplasmic reticulum unfolded protein response; protein deubiquitination
Cellular component (GO): cytosol; nucleus
Molecular function (GO): cysteine-type deubiquitinase activity
Source: RefSeq, a predicted model, not a curated record
GUUUGAGAUCUAGAGCCUUCCACAUGAUCUUUAUCUUUGUUGUCGGAUAAUAUUCAUGUUCUUCCUUCUGUCCAUUAUUCGCGAUAGUUAUCGCCUGAAUUUGUUGGUGGGUCGCCUUCUUUUUGUUUCUGGUGUGGUCUUGUUUUGAGGUUCCAUUGGAAUUAUAUCUCGCUGCACGCCAAUCGGGUGCCUUCUAGGUGGGCUUUGGAUCUUGGUUUUGUUGGACAUAUAUAUCUUCCAUGGAAGGUAUCAUCACUAGAAGGGUCAUUCCCUCAGACAACAGUUGCCUCUUUAAUGCUGUUGGGUAUCUCAUGGACCAUGACAAAACCAAGGCUCCUGAGUUAAGACAGGUCAUUGCUGCUACUGUAGCAAGUGAUCCCGAGAAAUAUUCAGAAGCAUUUCUGGGAAAGCCAAAUGAAGUAUAUUGUGCUUGGAUUCAAGACUCAGAGAAGUGGGGAGGUGCUAUUGAACUUUCAAUACUAGCAGACUACUAUGAACGUGAAAUAGCGGCAUAUGACAUCCAGACAACACGCUGUGAUCUGUAUGGUCAGGAAAUGAGGUACAGUGAGAGGGUCAUGCUGGUUUAUGAUGGGCUUCAUUAUGAUGCACUAGUAAUCUCACCGUUUGAGGGAGCUCCGGAGGAUUUCGAUCAGACUAUAUUUGAGGUGCCGAAAGAUAGGACAAUUGGUCCAAUAGAGGCACUUGCCCUUAAUUUUAUCAAGGAGCAGCAGAGGAAAAGGAAGUAUACAGAUACCGCCAACUUCACUCUACGCUGUGGAGUAUGCCAAAUUGGAGUCGUCGGCCAGAAGGAGGCCGCGGAGCACGCGCAAGCGACAGGGCAUGUCAAUUUUCAGGAAUACCGGUGACAAGUUGUGGAUGAAACAUGUAUUGCUUUUCUCGGAGGGAGCUCGUCUUGGACUUAGCCUUGCAGAUCAGUUUAUAUGUUUUGUCAUCAUGGCACAAUCAAAGCGACAACUAAAAUGAUCUUGAAAUGUUAGUGCAAUUGAGUUGUACCAAGGAGAAAAGAAUGAAUUUCAUGAUUCAAUCAUAAUGUUUUCCAAAGUUUUCAA